CAGCAUCACAACAAACAUGGCGUCGGGAGGCGGUUAACCGAGAGCAACCGCUGCACAUCUUCGAAACCAAUUUUGAUGAGACGUUUUUAUUUUAUUCUAAUAACACAUCAUAUUUUCUCGUCUCGAUCUCAAGAUGGAGCCUGCUCAUUUUCCAGAGGAGGCGUCGGAGAGAAAAGUUUGUGUCGUCGGGUCGGAGCUGGUGGAAAACUACACUGUCUACAUCAUUGAGGUGAUGGAUGGAGAGCACAGAUGGACUGUGAAGCACCGCUACAGUGACUUCCACGACCUCCACGAAAAGCUGACGGCAGAGAAGAAGGUCGACAAACGGCUUCUCCCUCCUAAGAAGAUUUUGGGAAAGAACUCGAAGAGUCUGGUGGAGCGGCGGCAGAAGGAGCUGGAGCUCUACCUGCAGACGCUGCUGCAGCAGUUCCCACAGGCAACGCCCUCUCCGCUCGCCUGCUUCCUACACUUUCACCUCUACGAAAUCAACGGCAUCACAGCAGCACUGGCUGAGGAGUUGUUCCACAAAGGUGAGCAGCUGCUGCAGGCUGGCGAAGUGUUUUCCCUGAGUCCUCUCCAGCUUUACUCCGUCUCCCAGCAGCUCCGUCUGGCCAAACCCACCUGCUGUAAUGGAGAUGCCAAAACCGACCUGGGACACAUCCUCGACUUCACCUGCAGGCUGCGAUACCUCAAGAUCUCUGGUACCAGAGGUCCAGUUGGAACCAGUAACAUCCAGGAGAGCAGUCUCCCCUUCGAUCUAUCUAUCUUCAAGUCACUGCUGCAAAUAGAGAUCAGUGAAUGCAGCUCUCAGCAGAUUCAAGGUUUGUCGUCUCUGAGGUCGAGUCUGGCGACUCUGAGUAUCCACCGCUCCACAGAAAGCAUGAUGUCGAUCCUGGUCCCAGAGGCGAGCGAGUUCUCACAGUGGGAGCCUGAGGGGGCGGAGUCUGGCUGUCCUGUCACCGCCGUCAUCCCUGUGUGGAGAAACCUGACCACGCUGGACAUGAGCCACAACUGCAUCAGCGCCAUCGACAGCUCAGUGAAACUCAUUCGUAAGGUGGAGUUUCUGGAUCUGAGUUACAACCAGCUGUCUUCAGUGGAAAACCUCCAGCACCUGUACAACCUGGUCCACGUGGAUCUGUCCUAUAACAGUCUGCGGGUUCUUGAGGCUGCUCACACACGUCUGGGCAACAUAAAAACCCUCAGCCUGGCUGGAAACCAGCUGGACCGACUGACCGGCCUCACCAAGCUCUACUCUCUGGUCAACCUGGACCUCAGCCACAACCAGCUGGCCCAGUUGGAGGAGAUCAGGAACAUCGGCUCUCUGCCCUGUCUGGAGAAACUCAACCUGUCCAGUAACCCCAUGUGCAUCAUCCCAGACUACAGAACUAAAGUCCUGGCCCAGUUUGGAGACCGUGCAGCCGAGGUUUGUCUGGACAGUAAAGUGACGACAGAGAAGGAGCUGGACACAGUGGAGGUGUUGAAAGCCAUUCAGAAAGCCAAAGAAGUCAAAGACAGGAUGAGCAGCGGCGACAAGAAGAUCAGUGAGGAGACCAGGCUGUCUGCUGCUGCACCUCCUCACCUCUCCUCCUCCUCUCCCCCCUCCUCCUCCUCCUGCUGCUCCUCUGCUGUCGCUCCUCCUGCUGUCACCUCUUCCUCCUCUUCUUCUUCCUCCUCCUCUUCUUGUCCGGCCCAGCAGGCUGCCUGCCCCAGCCAAGGAGUGACGAGCAGAGAAGAAGCCGUGGUUCCCCCCAGUGUUCUCCCUCCUGUGGACACUGCACCUCCCCCUGAAAGCUUUAACACCAACACACACCUCCUCCUGUCUGCUGAACCCACCCAGAGACAACAACCUGCUGUCAGUCUGUCUGAACAAACACGCUAUGGAGCUCCCACAAGUAUUACUCCUACUACUCCUACUACUACUACUGCUACUGCUACUACUGUCUGUUGCGUCUGCUCCUCUUCCUCCUCCCGACCAACUGAAACCAGUUGCUCGACGUGCAGCGCCACCUGGUGUCCUCUGCUUCCUUCUCCCCUGCUCUCCCUCUCCUCCUCCAACAAAGACUUCAUUACCCAGCUGUCCCAGUGUCUCAGCGCCACCUUGAAGGAGCAGAAGAGGAAGAAGCAGCAGGAGGUGGAGGAGGAGGAGGGAAAGGAGGAGAGGGAGGGGGAGAAGGGGUCUGAAUCCAGAGAGGUUCAGUCCCAUGUGGAGGGCACUGAGGUUGGCAGUCUCAGUCCAGGUUCCAGGGACGGAUACUUUGAGAUGGGUCUGGAUGACUCCAUGGAGGAGUCGGUCUGCUCCUCCUCUACAUCACCUGCUGCUCCUACUGCAGAGGAGCCCAGUGGCCACCAGGGGUUACUGUGUGAUGAGAAGGAGGAGGAGGAAGAGGAGGAAGAGGAGGAGGAGAAGGAUGUGCACAUCAGUAGGGUUCUAUGGUGCUACUGCCUUCAGGUAGAGGAGGAGGUGGAGCAGAGGGAGGCGUGCCUGGUGCUGACGGACCGACUGUUGGGACUGUUGUAUCUGUCAGAUGACUUCACAUGGACCAAUCAGGACGCAGACCAGGAUCAGAGUCUGGCUGUGAAGGAGGUGCUGUCAGGCCUACAGAUGGACCUGCUGCUGCCUUACUCCGAGCUCCUGCUCUCCCCCCGAGGCGAACUCCCCGACUGCUGCCUCGCCUUCGGGCUCCAGUCUGCUCUGUCCCGCUGGUACAUCUUCUCCGAGGCUGAGGAGCUCCGGCAGACCAGGACCGAGCUGACAGCUCUGAUCCAGGGAGCAGAGUCUCACACUGACCCCGAGCCUCCAAACACUCCUCAGCUCCUCCCUCGUUCCCUCAUCAACUCCUGGGAGCUGGAGGAGAGUCAGGGAGCCCUAGGGGGCUAUCCUGCCCACCUCCUCCUCCCCUCCUCCUCCACCUCCUCCUCUGCACUGGACAUCCACCCCCUCCUGUUGGACAUCUUGUCCCAAAAAGAAGACCCCUGGCUCCCCUCUCUCCUCUUCCUCACCCACCGACACCUCUGGGUGCUGAAGAUGGACUUUAAAGAGCUGGCAGAAAGAGAGAGGAGCAACACUGACCUUCAUCACUCCUCCUCCUCCUCCUCCUCCUCCUGGUGCAGGCUAGUUCGUGUGCCCCUUGGAUCUGUGGUGCUUCACCCCAGGGAGAGAGUUCAUCAGGUCGCAGGCAGAACCAGCAACACCUGCUGCUCCAACCCAAAACACCACCACAGGAGGAGUCACACUGUGGAGCUGCUGCUGGGAAACCAGAGGCUGCAGCUGCUCUUCCCUCUGGCCCAGGACAGGAGCUCCUUCUUGGGCGAGCUGAGUCAGCGGAGAGCGUCCCUGGAGGGGCUGAAAAUGUUGGCGCUGCCCCAAACCUGCAGGCCCUGUCCACACCAAGGAGAACACACACAAGACCGUUACAGAUGCAGAGAUCAGUGCUGUUGUACCAGUACCAGGAAAUCGCACAACUCCAGCAGCCUGGACUCCUCCCGUCUCCAGCUGGAGGAGAACCAGCCGUCCCCCCACCUCAUCCCGGGUCUCUCCCCAGGACUGAAGCUCCUGGCUGGGCUCGGUGGACAGCAGCUGUUGGCCUUCUUCCACAGAUAUAUAGCACUGUCUGAGGCGGAGGAGGUGAGACAGGUCCUGUGGUUGUCUGUGGUUCUCUACAAGUCUCCAGAGGCUGAGCUCACCUGCUGUCUGCUGCUCUCCACUGAUACUAUCUACUUCCUGUUGGAGGACUCCGCCUCCACGCUCGGCCAUCACUCAGUGUUGGACAUAACAGACUCUGGAGAUCCAGACGUCAGUCUGUGCUGCUGUCUGUCCAUCAGACUGUCUGAGCUGCUGUCUGUCAACGUGGGACUGUUUGACCAGUACUUCAGAGUUGUAGGUCAUUCGGCCGAUCACAUCGUGUGCUGCCUCAGCAGGGACAGUUAUGGGACGAGUGUCUUUCUUCAGGAGCUGAUGUCUGCUCUCAGUCUGCAGCAGCAGCUUCCUCCUCCAGAGCCGUCAGAUCAGGACUUCUACUCCCAGUUUACCAACACAAACACAGGUAAGAUGCAGAACUACGAGCUGGUCCACAGCAGCAGGGUGAAGUUUAUUUACCCCAGUGAGGAGGAGAUGGGAGACCUGACCUUCAUCGUGGCAGAGAGGAAGACUCAGGCCAGCGCAGCGUCUUCAUCAUCGUGCUCCUUUAAUGUCCUGCUGUACCUGCUGGUUUUCCAGGUCCAGAUCCCCGGCAGCCCACCCAGCCAGGGCACUGCUCUCUCAGGCCCCUCCUCUUCCACUUCAGGCUCAGCUCUGUCUCCUGUCCUCCAGCCCAGGACCCUGAUCCUAACCAGCACCGAUGUGUUUCUAUUGGACGAGGACUACGUCAGCUAUCCUCUGCCCGACUUUGCCAAAGAACCUCCCUCCAGGGAACGGUACCAGCUGCGUGAGGCUCGUAGGAUCCGUGACCUGGACCGGGUCCUGCUGGGCUACCAGACCUACCCCCAGGCUCUGACCCUGGUGUUUGAUGACCUGCCCGGCCCCGACCUGCUCUGCCACCUCACCAUGGACCACUUUGCCGCUGGAGGGGAGGAGGCUCUGCCCAGAGGUGGCGGAGUCAGUGGGGGUGCAGAGGGCGAGGUCCAGUGGUGUGUCUUUGUCCCGGGAGCCGACAGCAGGGAAAGGCUGAUCUCUCUCCUCGCUCGACAGUGGGAGGCGCUGUGCAGCCGGGAGCUUCCCGUGGAGCUCACCGGCUGAUUGGUCGACAGGGAGUGACGAGCAGAUGGUCAGCACCCGGGAGCUGGGUGGCAGGUGGAGUCAUCAUGUGGCUGGGGUGAUUUACACACAGCUCCAGAGCUUUACUGGUUUAAAGGCUUCAGUAUGCCUCAAACGAAGUAGGUUGUACAAACUGUUGUCUUUAAGGGACUGAGACACAAUGAAUCAGAUAAUGAUGCAAACUUUCAGACAGUCUCUCCUUGAAGGUAUUUGUGUUGUUGCACUUGUUGUUCAGAUGAAGAGCAGCAAAAGUAGUUGUGUAAAGAAUGAAAAACAAAUGUCUGAGAGGAGUUUAAAUCAUCUCUGUCGAUCAUGUCUGUUGAGAUCAUGCUUCAGGCACACAAAGGUUUAUCCAGGUUCAACAGAGGCCUUGUUAUGCCUCAAAUGAGCUAGUUCAUACAAUGUGUUGUCUAACUACAACGAAAGUCAGUGUUUCUGCCUGUUUUGAGCGUCCACACCAGAAGGAGAGAUGUCUUUGUCAUCUCAAUAUUAUGACUCAUUCAAAUAAGGAUAACACAUUUUCCGACUGUAUCUCCUCAGAGACGUUCAUAGUUCACAUAAAAAGCAACUCACAUCUGGCCAGUCACUGAGUAAAGUGUGUGCUAAUUGUAGAUUUAGGAAAGUUAUAAAAAUAUGUUUCCUCUGUUUGAGCGGUAAGUAGUUUCAGAUGCUGUUAGAUGAUCUGAAAAGCACUUCGUUUGACGCAUACUGACACCUUUAGCCUGACUUCUUGGAGAUUAAAGGGGAUGUAGCUCUGCUCACACGCUGUUUGGUGUCUGCUGCAGAAAAAAGACUAACUGAACUGACAUCAGACGAUGGGAUAGGAGAUGCUAAGCUACAGAUGAUGGGACAGACGAUUACAGACAUUGGGAUAGGAGGGACCUGUGACCCCACAAGGAGCUGAAAUAGUGGGAGUUUCUGGCACAACCUCACCUUCUUUUAAAAUGUCUUACACGGAGCAGAUUUACUCAUUCACUGGGUGACUUGAUUGACAGACAAAUAGCUAGACAGACUGUUUUUUGCACAGCAGGGGGUGCUGCAGACAGUCCACAGGAGUCCAACUGGAUUUUAUUACUGAUUACCUUAAAGGAACAGUUCAUAAUUUCUGGUAAAUCCUCUUGUUCUCCCUCUUAGUCAGAUAAGAAGAGGGAUAUCAGUUUCACCUCGGUGCAUCCAGCAGGACAUGUUUAGCCUAGCUUAGCACAAAAAACUGGAAGCAGGGAGAAACUGCUAGCUUAGCUCCAUCAAAAGUGAAAAAAUAAAAAGAUCCAUCUCUCAUAUCUCCAAAGUUGUUUGAUUUCCAUGUUCUUAUUUUUGUAAAAAACCAAAAAUCAUGUUUGUUUCCAUUUUUACAUGUGUUCAGUCUGAAUCUAUGUAAGGAGAGAAGAGGAUUUCCCAAAAUGUUGGACUGUUGUUUUAAGUAACAUACACACGCACACACACGCAGCUGCUCGGCACAAUCUGCUUUCUGAACAUUUUAUUCCUUGCACAUUAUAAUUGAAGCAGUAUUACUGAACUGUAUAUUGAAGCUUUUUAUUAAUAUUAUAUGAAUAUAAUUGUCGCUUUGGGAGAGACAGAUGUUUUUCAUCCUGAAGCUGAUUUUCUACUAAACAUGAAGGUCCUCAUGAUAUUCUGAAAUGUCAUAUUUAGUAUUAUCAUUAAGUAUUAUUUUUUAUAUUUUCUUUGUGCUUUAUUUUAAUAUAUGUCAUGGUUUUCAUACAUUACUAUUGACAAAUGGGAAACCAGCUGCUGUUGGACAUCCCCACUCCUUAUCACUGUUGUUUACGUUACUUCUUGUUGUCCUGUUUAAAGGGUAAUGCCACUGAAUUAAAGUAAAAAUGAAAACUC
Messenger RNA from Lates calcarifer (barramundi perch), 6601 nucleotides. RefSeq names its product nischarin (gene nisch). Bases 134 to 4735 code for a protein of 1533 amino acids. Gene Ontology annotation, cellular component: cytoplasm. NCBI's taxonomy places the organism in Eukaryota, Metazoa, Chordata, Actinopteri, Centropomidae. The record is from RefSeq and is a predicted model, not a curated record. The transcript has 28 exons. Gene Ontology annotation, molecular function: phosphatidylinositol binding; integrin binding; protein kinase binding.